UUUGGCCCGGUCAGAAUCCGCUGCCAAGGGCUGCUUGAUUGCAGCGGGGCGAUGAUGUUGUUUCUUUGCGUUUCGGUCUUGCUCCGGUAUACUGGGGUGAUGUCCACGUACAUUUGUCAACAUAUUUGAGGCGUUGGCAAUUGCAUAGGCUUUUCUCGUUGAGUGUGGCGACAUACUGUUAACGUUUUAUCCACAACUCUCUGUCCGUCGCCGUUGUAUUCGACUGGGAAGCCAAAACAUUCCCAAACUGGAUAUUUAAACAAUGAUGGAAGAUUCUCAAAUUCUGGUUGAUCGACCCCACCACUUACAUAACUAGUUCCCGGCUGCGCCUCACAAAAUGACAGUUUGAAAUGCGCCAAUUAAGAUUUUAAUUUUGAUUGCAACGUGCACAUAGACUCUAGUUGUUUUAACGGAAAGGCCUGAAAAGUUGUUUUCAGCUCAGAUUUACUCAAGAGAUAUAGGCCUACAAUGCAGCAUAGCCUAAAGGCCUCGUGUUUUUAUUUUGUAUUUUUGAUGUAUUCAUUUAGGUUCACAGUGUGGACCGAACCUAGGUACCCAUACCUACAUGUGUGAUUACACCCCUACAAAAUCACAUUGCAUAUUUGAAUAUGAAUGAGUGGGUAUUAAUAAGUGCAAUGCUUCAAGUAAUCAAAUGUUCAAGUUCCAGUUGUGUGGUCCAGAUAUAAGACCAUGGUACGCAAUGGCCUUGUACAACCAGCAUGUCUGCCCUGUGGAUAACUGGCUGUAUAACCAGUCAUGUGAGGAGGAGCUUUAUCUACAGAGUGGACCAACUUUGUGCUGUACUCUGGACAAUGUUCCUCUCAUCAGUAAAUGUGGCACUCUUCCUCCAGAAAGCUGCUUCUUCAGCCUCAUCUGCAGCACUGGAUCCUUCAUGGUGAUUGUGAUAGUCCUCCUGCGUUAUGCCCAUGUGAUAGAGAAGCAUCAGAACUGUGUAUUGAACACAGCGGGCCUUUCCACUGGCUGGAUCUGUGCUGCAGGACUCAUCAUGGUCGGCAACUUCCAGGUGGAUAAUGCUAAGAUCCUCCACUAUGUGGGGGCAGGGGUAGCGUUCCCCACCAGUAUGCUGUUUGUGUGUCUGCAGUCAGCUCUAACCUACAGGCUGGCCAAGACUCAGGGAGAAUACAGCCUGGCUCACCUACGACUGGGCAUGACACUACUGGCCUUCAUCACGUUGGUGCUUAGUGGCGUGUUCUUUGUCCAGGAGAGCUUCGUCCUGCAGCACGCGUCGGCCAUCUUUGAGUGGGUGUUCUGCGUCACCAUCAUGCUCUUCUACGGAACCUUUGCCUUUGAGUUCGCCGGUGUCACAGGAGAUACUGUGAUGGUGCUCGCCAGAGGGGGAGCCCUGGGGCCGAAUGGGAGAGAUCACAAAGUAGAGUCCCUAGGAGGUCCCAUUCCGCACCCCCCUGAGAGCAUGUCAAUGCUGUAGUCCCUGGGAGAGAGGCCAAAAAGCUGGCCUGUGCCAUUAUCAAUCUGGGGUAGGUGGAGGGACUUUUGAGUAUCCAUCGCUAAUACACCAAAACACCCCCAUUCCAGGGUGUGAAGUGGACUAUGCCAAUGGCACAUAUAAGCUCAGCGUUGGUGGAAUGGAUUCUACCAUUUCCACCAGGCCCGGCGGUGUGGACACCAUGGGGAGAUGUGGGUUCGUACUGUUCCCAUGUCCCCAGCCCUGUCCCAGCCUCCAAAGACCCUGCUUGUGUUUGCACAUCACUAAUGAAUAAUAAUCUUAUUUUCUUUCAUCCCCUGUUUUCCGGCCAAAGAAGCCUCAUCACUCAUUACAGGAAGUGAUCCUGGUGCCGCUGAGUCUCAGCCUGUUGCUAUCUGAUGACAUCACUGUAUCUCGACGCAGAUUAAGAGAGGAGGGCAGGCCACCAGAUGGCUAUAUAGAGAAAGAAAGAGAGAGGGAGUGAGACGUCAUGGGGGUGAGGCUGGGAGAAAAAUAGAGGACCGCAUUAGAGAAGAGAGACCUGCGUGGGAGAGCUAGGCCUGUGCGUGGGAGAGCUAGGCCUGUGCGUGGGAGAGCUAGGCCUGUGCGUGGGAGAGCUAGGCCUGUGCGUGGGAGAGCUAGGCCUGUGCGUGGGAGAGCUAGGCCUGUGCGUGGGAGAGCUAGGCCUGUGCGUGGGAGAGCAUAAUCCAAUAAACAAAAGCACUUGAAUUGGCCAAAUACACAAUUAUUUUCAGAGGCUGUUAGCGAGCAGACAUUGAUGUUUCCCUCAGUGCUAGAGUCCAAACGAGACAAUGAACCUGCUGCCACCAUUCAUCUUUUAAAACACAACAAUACCAUGAGAGCCGGGCCUCAUCUCACGGCUCCCAAUACGCCACAUGGAAUAUUUAGAAUAUUUCAAAUGGUUAAAAUGACACCCUUCACAUGUAGCGCAAGACUGAGGACUCACUACCAUGAAUGUGUUGAUGACAUGGAUGCUUCUCUGAUGAACAGUAUACUGGUCAAUGAACCAUGGUUUUAACCGGGGAAUAUCUGGAUACCAGAGUUACCUUAUUUUUCUACUGAUACUACAUAAACGUUGUGCCUUAUAAAGCUGUACAUUGGAAUGCAGACUUUUUCAGACUGUAAAAAUAUUUUUUUUUCCUUAUGAUUAUUUGAGACACUUGAGUAUAUGAAAAGCCAAACCUCCAAUAGUAUUUUAUACAUAAUAUUCCAAACACUUUUAUUUUCUACAUGUUGACUGUACGGUUCACCCAAAAGGUAUGUAUGUUGGGAGGGGAGAAGAGGACUAGAAGAACCCAACUGUAAACCAGCUAAUACCAGCCAGAGCUAAGAUAAAUCCCAGGAAUCAGAAAAGUCUGAAAAACAGAGGUCGAG
Molecule: messenger RNA, 2839 nt
Organism: Oncorhynchus gorbuscha (pink salmon)
Lineage: Eukaryota; Metazoa; Chordata; Actinopteri; Salmoniformes; Salmonidae
Product: transmembrane protein 150A-like
Exons: 7
Coding region: 653-1447 (264 amino acids)
Source: RefSeq, a predicted model, not a curated record